Molecule: messenger RNA, 270 nt
Organism: Knipowitschia caucasica
Lineage: Eukaryota; Metazoa; Chordata; Actinopteri; Gobiiformes; Gobiidae
Source: the annotation of a GenBank genome assembly
AUGUGUGGUAAAACGGCUUCUGAGGUCAGUGCUGAGGGUGCGCCUGCUUUCCCACGGGCCGCCCCGGUGGGCUUUAUAAGCGCUCCUCCCCUCAUUUGCCCCUCUUUGCCCUCACGCCUCUGCAGCUGUGAGUUUGUCCCAGCUCCACGCAUUCCAGUGCUGCUGUCUGGUUCCUCUAGGCACCCAAAAACCUCUGCGCGCCAGUCUGGGGCAAAGCAGCAGCAGCAGUUGUUGGCGUGUGGCGGUGGAGUUUGUAGAUCGUAUUUGUAA